UCAAAACUGGGAAGUUAUGUAUUCCAAAUUCCUUAAACGAGACUUUUCUUGAUUUUUUUCACUAGCAGAAAAGACUAAACUUCUAUUGGAUAAUAUAUUAUAAAGAACACCAAGACAGAAGAUAUUAGUAUUUGGAUUGACUGCUUUAGAACAGACUGAAGGCACACUCUCCAAGGAACUGGACCAUUUCAUUCUGCUUUAAAUUUGAAAUUUUAAAAAGAUUUUAAAAAGAAGUUUUAAGUGACAAGGAUCUGAAAUUAUACCCCAGAUGGAUCAACCCUCAUACUUCUUUGAAUGGUUGAAAUUUUUCUGUGAUUUAUAAUACCACCAGCAAUAUUUUAAGUUCAUAGAAAUGGAUGUGAUGAAACAUUUUCAGAGAAGGGUUGCGGAGAGGAUUGUAAAUUCUACGUAGUACCGGAUAUGACAUCAGAUCGACCGAUGUCGUCUGGUCUAUAUGACUAUACCAACGAGCCGCGCCACUCGUCACCUGUCAGUUCCGGAAGCUUUACCUCUGGGGAGGGGCUCUCCGGACGGGAGGAGGGAUAUGACUACGAGUUCAUCAUCAGGGACGAAAAAUACGACUGUCCCAUUUGUCUCCUUGUCCUACGAGAGCCGCAGCAAACAACUUGUGGGCAUCGGUUCUGCAAGAAUUGCAUUCACAAGUGGCUGAAGGAAUCGGAUCAAAGAUGCCCAAUUGAUAACAUGCCAAUAACAGAGUCUCAGCUGUUUCCAGACAACUUCGCCAAGCGGGAAAUCCUAGGUCUUAGUGUCAAAUGUCCCAAUAGUAAAGAAGGUUGUCAAGUGAUAGAGACUUUAAAAAAUGUACAGAAACAUCUUGAUGAAUGUGAAUAUGUUCCCAUACCUUGUCCAAACAAAUGCAGCCACAUUCUUCUGCGUAAAGACAUUCAAGAACAUUUGUCGCAUAUCUGUCAUAAAAGAACCAUUCUUUGUAAACAGUGUAAAUCCGAAGUAUUAGCGGAAGUUAUUCAGGAACACAUGGAUGAGUUAUGUCCCCUUGCAAUGGUCAAAUGUCCAUAUUGUGCUACGGAAUUAAUGAGAGAACAGCUUCAACGUCAUUUUGACCACGAUUGUAUGCGAAAAUCUAUAGACUGUGUAUAUUCAAAACUAGGUUGUAACAUUGGAAAGAUUCCUAGAAGUGAAAUGGGAAAGCAUUUACAGGAAAACUUGCAUCAGCAUAUGCAGCUAAUGUGUCAAGCACUGACUCUGAUCUACAGACGUUUAAAUAUUCAGUCGCUGAACCAGGCAACACAGAGUCAGUCAUUGCCCGACCGUACGGAAAAUAUUAGCAGCAUAGACAGAAGAAUGUUAGAGGACAUUGGGAACGGAUUGAGCGGUGCAGUUAACUUACUACAACUUUCUGAUAACCCUGCAUUCGCUACACCUCAGGCAGGACCACAUUCUCUCGACAGCUUUCGAGCUCCGGAUGUGAAUAACCGAAACUUGCGUGCUUUGUCCCAGGGAAGUGAGGAAAGGUUUGGAAGUGAAAGAACACAAAUUGACACGGAGCUCACUUAUACCUCAAAUCCCUCUAAUAAUUUAGAGGGCUUUCCCCGAGUCCCCUUUGAUGAUGAAUUCCAGUCGCUAAAAUGUCAGAACAUAUCACAAGAUGAGAGUUUAGCGAGACACGAAUUGUUGUUGUUGGACAUGAAACAUACAGCAGAGGCAUAUGAAAAGAAUAAUGCAGUGUUGGUUAAAAAGGUUAGAAGUUUAGAAAACGCUAUUAAUGAAUUCGAAGGACGAAAUUGUAAUGGAAUUUACUUUUGGAGGAUUAAGAAUUACUCUAAGUUCAGGAGCGAGGCUGAAUUAGGGGAGGUAACAGCUAUUCAUAGUCCGGCAUUUUAUUCUAAUUGCUUUGGAUAUAAAAUAUGUAUUCGAGCUAAUUUAAAUGGUGUAGACUCCGCCAGAGGAACUCACUUGUCAAUAUUCGUACAUUUUAUGCAAGGAGAAUUUGACGAUAUUCUUGAGUGGCCCUUUAGUGGGCGGAUCAUGUUGAGCGUUCUUGAUCAAAAUCCUACCUGUGAAUUACGCUCGCAUGUCGUGGAAACUCUUGUAGCCAAACCCACCUUGGCAGCUUUUCAACGGCCAACCACCCCUCGUAAUCAUAAAGGCUUUGGAUAUAUGGAAUUCCUUCCUCUUAGUGUUUUGGAUAAUUCUACCUAUAUAAGAAAUGAUACUUUGAUUAUAAAGGCUCAUAUUGUCCCCACGUAGCCUAUCCACUGAUAUAGUUUUUUAAAACAAAUUGUGUGUUCGAAUACAAUAUACAGAUUUACCCGGUAGUAUUAUGUGGCAUAGUGUGAUACUAGUAUUUAAGCUUGUGAGUGACUUCUAUCUCACUAUUAAAAAAAUGAUUGCCUGAUUAAUUAUAUCUGUAUUUCUAUUAACAAAAUUUCCAAUACAAUAAAGUAUUGAACCUUC
Molecule: messenger RNA, 2436 nt
Organism: Saccostrea echinata
Lineage: Eukaryota; Metazoa; Mollusca; Bivalvia; Ostreida; Ostreidae
Product: TNF receptor-associated factor 6-like
Exons: 10
Coding region: 421-2229 (602 amino acids)
Biological process (GO): protein K63-linked ubiquitination; regulation of canonical NF-kappaB signal transduction; positive regulation of JNK cascade
Cellular component (GO): plasma membrane signaling receptor complex
Molecular function (GO): ubiquitin-protein transferase activity; DNA binding; zinc ion binding
Source: RefSeq, a predicted model, not a curated record